AUGAUGUACGAAAGUACAUGUUCGUACCAAAGUGCUUUAGACCUGAAAAGGGUGGCGAUGUCAUCACCGCCUAGUAUAAAAACAGAAAAUGACUGUCUUCCGACUACUACUCCGCAAUGGCCAUCGGUAGGAGUGGCUAGUUGUGCUUAUAGGUUUGCGUGUAAUUCCACGUUUGAACAACUCAAACAGUCAGUAGAAAAGGCAAAAGCCGCAUUACAGGAUCGCGGAAGUUAUUUAUCAUCGUGUGACCUAGGCACGUCUCCUUUUUGUCCAGCAACACCGUCAUCCAGGACGCCAGUGUCCAGUCAUCCAACUACCAAUUCACUCGAUCUAUUUCAGGAUGAACAAAAUAAUACUGACAAACGAAACAAUUACAUUGAUUCGUCAAAUAGCAGAUACGAUAAGAGUUCUGGAUUGAUGCAUUUACCAUCGUCGACUUCAAACGGUUUAUCUUCUGUAGGAAAAUCAUCGUCGUAUUUGCCAUCUUCCAUAUCAGAUUCAUUUAGAUCGUCAUCUAAAUCAGGUAUGUCAAUAAUUUAUUUGCAUUAA
Molecule: messenger RNA, 549 nt
Organism: Macrosiphum euphorbiae (potato aphid)
Lineage: Eukaryota; Metazoa; Arthropoda; Insecta; Hemiptera; Aphididae
Source: the annotation of a GenBank genome assembly